Molecule: messenger RNA, 1466 nt
Organism: Aedes albopictus (Asian tiger mosquito)
Lineage: Eukaryota; Metazoa; Arthropoda; Insecta; Diptera; Culicidae
Gene: CLS
Product: probable cardiolipin synthase (CMP-forming)
Exons: 3
Coding region: 276-1307 (343 amino acids)
Biological process (GO): cardiolipin biosynthetic process
Cellular component (GO): membrane; mitochondrion
Molecular function (GO): cardiolipin synthase (CMP-forming) activity
Source: RefSeq, a predicted model, not a curated record
CGACCCGAUGAUGAUUGUUGUUCACGGAAAAUUAUGUAAAAUCACCAGCAGCAGCAGCAGCAGCAAAAGUGUCCGGCUGUUUUUCGCACCAAAACACCACGAAUUGGCCCCAAAAUUCGGUUCCGAAUGAGCCGUAAACCUGCGCGAGAUACAGGAAAAAUGUUGUAGUUUUCGCCAACAACUUGCACAACAAAACCAUAACAAAAACAUUGAAUUUGCGCUUCGACAGACGACGAUAAUAAAAUUGCGAUUUCUGGGACUAGAAACCCCGCGGGAUGCUCGUCAACUCUGUUUGCCAGCUGCCGGGAAGGCUGCUGCUCUCAGCCGGCAGCAAUGGGACACUGCUGCAGCGCAUUCCAUCUACGAUUGCGAGCCGGGUUUUGACCGGAACCGCCCGUCGUAGGUUGCUCUUCCGGUGUGCAUUUCUGAGUCCGGCCUGUCUGUACCAUCAGAACCGGGGUGGCGACGGGGGACACCGUCUGCUUGGCCCUCCGCCCAACGCGCCUUUCUACAAGUGCUUUUCCUCGUCGCUCAAGAAGGAAGACUUCCAGAUCAAAUCUGUCGAAGGAAGGGAGAUUUUGCACAAUGUCCUGGAGAAGAACAAACAGUUGCUGCAGGAGAAGAAAAAGGUGAUCAUCCAGGACAUCCGCGACCGCAAGGACAAGGUGAAGGAACGGGUGGAGGAGGUAAUCGAGAGGGAGAAUGUGGCCACGAUUCCGAACCUGCUGUGCGUCGGAAGGAUUGUGAUGUCCCCUUAUUUGGGGUACGUUAUUGUGCAAUCGGACUUCCGACUGGCCAUGGGAAUGCUGGUGGUGGCAGGACUGACCGACAUGGCGGAUGGUUUCAUCGCUCGCAACUGGCCCAGUCAGGCCAGUCGGCUGGGCUCGUUCCUGGAUCCGAUGGCGGACAAGAUUCUGGUCGGAUCGCUGGUGAUUUCCAUGAGCUACGCCGAACUGCUGCCACUGUGGCUGACCGGGAUGAUUCUGUUCCGGGAUGUGUUCCUGAUCGGAGCGGGAUUCGUGAUACGGUACAUCAGUCUACCUCAGCCGCGCACAUUGUCGCGUUACUUCGACGUGACGCACGCCACUGCCCAGCUCGCACCGACCUUUAUCAGUAAGGUCAACACUGCCGUCCAGUUGGUCGCCGUGGCCACCACCCUGGGGGCACCCAUCUGGAAUUACGUGGACCACCCGUAUCUGCACGCGCUGUGGUAUCUGACGGGAUUUACGACGGUGGCCGCCGCCAUGAGUUACAUCGUGAACAAGGACACGUACAAAAUCCUUAAGAACCAUAAGCAGCAACCGUGAAAACUUUCUUUAGUUGGUUAUUCUUUGUUUCCUUCGCGUACUUCAUACGUAUCUUCUUUGUGUAUAACUUUUCCUUAUCCUUAUUCGUUUGGAACUCCCUUCAAACAAAAUUGUAUAUAUCAUUGGAAUAAAAGUUUUUACGAACGGUUGUUUAACUUC